This is a messenger RNA of Peronospora matthiolae, 1125 nucleotides long. Lineage: Eukaryota; Oomycota; Peronosporomycetes; Peronosporales; Peronosporaceae. The record is from the annotation of a GenBank genome assembly.
AUGACGUUGACCGACGAGUACGAGGUGCAUGUGCUACCGAGUUUCGUCCCUUUUUUCUGGUGCUUUACGGGCGUUAGCGUCGUGCUGUUCUACUACGCGCUGCACUAUGCCCAGAAAUACUCGACAACGGCUGCUUUUCUCUUAACGCCAUUCACAUGCCUGUGCUUACUGUUCGACAACACUGUCAUGGCUACCACUGGUAUCGACCGUCGUCGUAGAAGUACGCAAGCCAUGCUGGCUUUUCACGCUUGUGUGAUGCCAUUGCUGCUGUUAGUAAGUUAUGAGCUCGCCUACUUGGUCCACAAGCGCAGAGCUGUUAAUUUCUGCGGCAUUCGCUUUGAAAGCGGACGUGAUGAUCGUGGCAAUGAUGUUGGCAGUGGUUCGAGUAUGGCGAGAAACCGCCACUGCUGCUGCCGGCUGUCGACGGGUUUGCGGAUCCUCGUGUGGCUCGCGGCUUGUGUCCUGCUCGCGUUGAAUUUGCUGGUGGCUUACCACUGGACAUCAAACCUGUCGCCCGAAGUUACGAGUUUGUAUGCAAUCCAGGGAGACAGUGUCGCUCAUGCGGUGAGUGCUAUUGUCCCGGCACUAGUGCUCGUCAUCUUGGCACUCUACAUUGGACUGCAACUGUGGAAUUAUGGCACUCAUUACUCGUACACGGUCCACGCGACGUGCUGUAAUCCGUGGAUCUGGAUGCUCGUGGGUGCCGUUGCACUGCUUCUUGGCUACCUCAUGCCGUCUCCACUCUACGCACUGUCGUCAAAUGCCGGUGAAGUGGUCAUGAUGGCAACCAUCGUGCGCAUGUUUCGCGAAGUGCACUAUGACAUGCAGCAAGGACUUCAGUUUGGCGAGUUUGUGGAUUCCGAAGGUGCUGCCGGCCACAGUCAAGCGUUCCCACUUUACAAUAUGGGUCCUGUGAGCUGGAACAAGAGCGCGGGUCAGCACAAAAUGAAUGCUGAGCAACCGAUCGGGUACGCCGCCAUGUCAACCCCGAACGAGUGGGCACUUCCUGCUACACUUGCCACCCAGUUUCGUCAUGAUCAAGCGCAAGAUGCACAAUCCAGCGCAAGUGCCGCUUGCCUUUCGGUUGUCGUGGAUAGAGAGCGUACUAACCAAGUGCCGUGCUAG